CUUUGCCGCUGAUAAUUAAAUUAAAAUUAAACUAAUGAAAUAUCCUUAGACCAGUGGCCAUUCGCCUUUGGGUUCGGGUAUUCAUUUUUAAACUCCUUUGUCGUUACAACAAUAACCAAUAAACCUCCAACCGUUGGAAGAACUUACAUUGUAACUAUGUUGAACAAAGAAAUGGGGUAGAGUAUUCAAAUCUCCAUUUGAUUGCGGAUUUUUUAAUUUUGUUGUUGUUUUGCGAUAACAUAAACGACACGCUGGAACUUUAAAUUCUACGUCAUUCUGGACCUAGACUGGCGGUCAUCCUGGGUAUUUGCAGAUAAUGCACUUGAAUUUUUACAUGCAUACAUAUGUAUGUAUGUAAUUUAAUUAGUGGAUAUUUGAGGAAGAGCUAGAGAAAGCACUAACUGGUCAAAAUGCGACUUCAAGGAUUGACAUCAUUGGGAAUCCAUGUGGCCUGUGUACUAUGGAUAACCGUAGGAAUGGUCAGUCAGGGAGUCUCACACAAACACUACUCCCGAGCGCGAAAGUUGGAAUUGCGUGAGGAUGUGCGGCGAAUGUUUCAACAUGCCUAUGAUGGCUAUUUGCAGCACGCUUCGAACUAUGACGAGCUCCGUCCACUCACAUGUGAUGGGCACGACACCUGGGGCAGUUAUUCCCUUACCCUGAUAGAUGCUCUGGACACCUUGGCUACCAUGGGCAACUUCACUGAAUUCCGGCGUGUUUUCGCUCUGCUAACGGAAAAGAUGGACUUCAACAGAGACAUCAAUGUGUCCGUGUUCGAAACCAACAUUCGUAUUGUGGGCGGACUGCUGUCUGCUCAUUUGCUGUCAAGGCGUGCAGGCGUGACGCUGGAAACCGGUUGGCCAUGUCAGGGUCCGCUUCUACGCAUGGCAGAGGAUGUUGCACGGCGUCUGUUGCCGGCGUUUGACACAAACACUGGCAUGCCAUAUGGCACUGUAAAUCUUCGUUAUGGAGUACCCAAGGGCGAAACUUCCGUCACUUGUACGGCCGGUGUGGGUACUUUCCUCAUAGAGUUCGGAACACUAAGUCGCCUCACUGGCAAUAGCAUCUACGAGGAUGUGGCUCUUCAGGCCGUGUACGCCCUUUGGAAGUAUCGUUCGCCCAUUGGUCUCUUUGGCAAUCAUAUUGAUGUACAGACCGGACGCUGGACGGCCCUUGAUUCUGGAAUCGGUGCUGGCGUCGAUUCGCUGUUUGAGUAUCUGGUGAAAGGAGCGGUGCUACUUAAUCGGCCCGAGCUAUUGCAACUGUUUCACGAAGCUCGCAUCGCAAUUGAUAAAUAUAUGCGUAAGGAGGAUUGGUAUAUGUGGGUGGGCAUGAACAAAGGACAUGUCACGUUGCCCAUCUUUCAGUCGCUUGAGGCCUUCUGGCCGGGUAUACUAAGUUUGAUAGGUGACACGGAGCCGGCCAUGCGGACAAUGACCCGCUACAUUAGUGUGUGGAAAAAGUAUGGAUUCCUUCCAGAGUUCUAUAAUAUAGCCGCUGGCGAGGCGUCACCCAAUCGAGAGGUGUAUCCACUCCGGCCAGAGCUCAUCGAAUCGGCCAUGUAUUUGUAUCGGGCCACUAAAAAUGAGUAUCUCCUGGAGCUGGGAGAGCAUAUGCUGGAGACAAUUGAGUUCAGUGCGAAAACAAAAUGUGGCUAUGCAACUAUUCGUAAUGUUGUCACACAUGAGAAAGAAAACCGUAUGGAGUCUUUUUUUUUGGCCGAGACAAGCAAAUAUCUGUAUCUGCUUUUUGACGAGGACAAUUUCCUACAUAAUGACGGUGCCCAGGGCGAGCUGAUGGCAGACACCGAGGAAAAUGUGUGUGUGGUUCAGGCGGGUGCCUACAUCUUCAACACCGAGGCACAUCCCAUGGAUUUGUCCGCUCUGCACUGUUGCCAUGAUUACAAGGAGGAUAUAUUCAGUUCAUUGGAUCUGCAACAUUUCACAGAACGAUCGAUUUUCGAGCGAAGUCGCCAACAUCAAAAGUCGGAGCAGGAUCAAUGGCAGCCCGAAUGCCAACAAUCGUAUGCAUCCAGAGAUUGGGAUCGCGAAAGAGGCGAUCGCAAAGAUAGCACUGCCACAAUUGCUGUUGAUAUUGAGGUGUUUGACGAAUUUCAGCAACCAGCCGCUGAUAUUCUGGUGGGUAACUUUGAACGGAUUCGUGAGGAACGAGAUCUAAACCAUAGCAGCAGCAGCGGCGGCGGCAACGGCAGGAGCAGUAGUGAGAAGCAGCGAAGCGAAGUGCCUCGGAAUCAGCUAACUGUCAGCGAUCUAGACGAGUUCUUUAGUCAAGAACGAGACAGUUUUGCCAGCUCGCAGGAUACGUUGCAGUACGUUCUCAAUUUCAUGGGCAAUUUCACAAUGGAUGUGGCCUUCAUUCGUGGACUACAGCUGUAUGAUAAAAAUAUCAGCACUGUUCUUGGAACUGGAGCACAAAAAGAGUAUGAGAGUCGAAUGCGUUCGCUCUGGGAGCUAUUUCAGCUUGAGCAGCAAUAUGCUGCUAAUAUUCAUCUUAUACAGAGUCUGGGACUACUUAAAUUUAACACGGAAAGCAACAUGGGUGAUAGUGAGCUAAUGCGUCGACAUUUUGCUCAAGUGUUGGAGGAACUGGAUCAACUACAUCUUAGACAAAAUUACAGUCAGCCACCUCCAACGAUUUCUCAAAUAUCGCCAGCGUCAUUUAUACAAGCAGCAAUUUUGAAUGCUCGAGCUGGCUAUGAAAUCGCAAUGGUGAACACCACAGCCAUGCAGGAAUUCAUUCAUCGUGUCUAUGUGGUGGGCACAAAUGAGUCAACGACACAUUUUCUGCCCUUGCUGGAGCCCAAUGAGCUAGGGCAACUUCAUGUGGCCGAAUUAUCUCCUGAAGAGGAGCAACAACUUUUCACAUAUACCCGUCGUCUUGUCGAUUUUCGCAAACGUAUGUCCGAGACAGUCGAUCGUCUGCAGACUCUUAUGCAAGACUGGACGCCGCCGCCUUCGACGACGACGGCCACAAAAAAUCCAACAACCCCAGCACCAAAGGGAAUUGAACAAACCACGACGGACAAACCGCAUUUGGAACAAUCGGAUAAUAUGCACGAGGAGAGGCAAAAAGAAUCCGAUGGCGGUGGCUCGGUAUGGUCUCAAUUUGUUCAGACAAUUCUGCGUAAGACCACUGCACAUAGAGUGAAAUUUGAUGAGUCUAUCCUGCGGGAAAAGACACGUAAAUUCCUAGAUAAACAUGCACCCAGACAAACGCCGCAUGAACUAUUCUCAUGUCGCAGGCCAGAAUAUAUAGAAUCAUUUGCCUAUCGCGAUUACUAUCCAGAAGCCCUUUAAUCUUAAUAUUUAUUUAUCUCACGAAAAACAAUAUAACACAGACCUCAACAAUAUAAAUAAAUCGACUGAUCCCUCCCUAACAUAUCCAACGAAAUAAUUGCAUGAUUAUAAUUCACUCAUUCCGCUUUAAGCGGAUUUCUGGCAAAGUCGAUGGAGCAACUUUUAGUUUAAACUAAGGCAUAACAUUUAAUUUAUUCCACAUGGCAAUGUAAAAUCUAAGUCAAAUUCUUUAAAUUCUUUCUUUUUUUUUUUUGUACACUUUUCCGAGAGAGACUAGAUAUGUAAGAUUAACAUAAAUACUUGUUAGCAAUAUCUAUUUAAGUUAAUAAUGACGCAUUAAGCUAUAUUUAUAAGCUCAAAUCUCAAGAAAUCGAGCUUAGUUUUCGAGUGUCCUAUUUCUGUAUAUAUAUA
This is a messenger RNA of Drosophila willistoni, 3728 nucleotides long. It is a transcript of the gene Edem1, whose product is annotated as ER degradation-enhancing alpha-mannosidase-like protein 2. Gene Ontology annotation, cellular component: endoplasmic reticulum; membrane. The record is from RefSeq and is a predicted model, not a curated record. Gene Ontology annotation, molecular function: calcium ion binding; mannosyl-oligosaccharide 1,2-alpha-mannosidase activity. The coding region runs from base 411 to 3317 and encodes 968 amino acids. The transcript has 3 exons. NCBI's taxonomy places the organism in Eukaryota, Metazoa, Arthropoda, Insecta, Diptera, Drosophilidae. Gene Ontology annotation, biological process: endoplasmic reticulum mannose trimming; carbohydrate metabolic process; mannose trimming involved in glycoprotein ERAD pathway.